Messenger RNA from Cuculus canorus (common cuckoo), 1966 nucleotides. It is a transcript of the gene INSYN1, whose product is annotated as inhibitory synaptic factor 1. Gene Ontology annotation, biological process: inhibitory postsynaptic potential. NCBI's taxonomy places the organism in Eukaryota, Metazoa, Chordata, Aves, Cuculiformes, Cuculidae. The record is from RefSeq and is a predicted model, not a curated record. The transcript has 3 exons. Bases 1063 to 1935 code for a protein of 290 amino acids. Gene Ontology annotation, cellular component: postsynaptic density.
AUGCCGCCCCUGCCAUCCACCCCUGAGCUGGGGGGAUGUGCUCCCCCCCCUCCACUUCUACCUGUGCUGCUUUGCCCCUCCCAGAGGGAAACGGGAUGGAUUCGGGAGCAAGAUGUGUUCCUCCCCCAUCCUUGGCUGAGGAGAUGUUGGGGCUUGAACCCAGGAGGGAAGGUGGUGUCAGGGAGGAGGCUGCAUGACACCCCAGUCAAAGCGGAGGGGUCCCUUGGGACGUGCAUGUUCCCCCCCCCCCCCGCUCUUCCCCCCUCCCAUGGCAGACUGUCACCUCUAAUAACGUCUCACCCCUUCCGACAGCGACCAAAGGAAAGUGGCCCCCGGACUCCUCCUGUGCCACGCAGAAGCCCUGAGGGAGGAGGAAGAGGAGGAGGGGAAGGAAGCCAGAAAAGGAGACGAAAAAAAAAAUAAGGACAAGGAAGAGCUUGAACUGGAGCCAAGGGGGGUCUGGAUCACAACGGAGGGGACCCUGGGCUUCCCAGGACGCCUGUACCCAGCUGGGAGACCUCCCCCCACCACCACCCAGUGUUGGAGCUGGCGACCUCGGAGCAAGGGCUGGACGCAGGGAGCAGCAUUACUCCCCGGGGACACCCAGCCCUGCGUCCCUCUCCCUGGCAUCGGGGAGCCGGCAAGGCGUGAGCCACUGGAUUUUAGCUUCCUGGGACAUCCGAGGGACUCUUCCUCUUCUUCUUCCUCCUCCUCCAGCUCUGCCGCAGCACGCAGGUGAAACCCUGCCCAACCAGGGAGCAUUCACCUUCUCCGCUCGCCCCAUGGCCACCCCACAUCUCCCCACAGCCACUGGCUGAGCCCCCUCUGCAGCGUUCCCAACUCCGCAUGGUGCACCCUGAGCCUGCUCCCCACUCUGAACCGGAGCCCCCCGACCUCGCAGGGAGGCGAGCGUGCGGCUGGGACUUUCUUGGAGGCAGGGGAACGUUAAGAUGUUGAAAGCUCCCCAGCCGAGAGGGGCUGUGCGGACGCCAGGCCACCCGGCUAGGGGGGAGCAGGAUGGACAGAGCCGUUGGGGCCAGGAACGGAGGCCGGUAGGGAAGGAUGGACUCCCAGACCUGCCAGGACAGGCAGCCCAGUGACCAGCCCAGCAGCAGCAGCAGCAAUUGUAGCAGCAAGAGUAAUUGUGAAAGGGAAAGAAUACGGAGUCGGAUGAAAAUGGUGAUUGGGCAACUGGAAGGCAUCUUACAGGAGCUCAAGGAGGUGGCCAAGGAGCUCCGAGAGGUGGUGAACCAGAUCGACCGACUGACAUCUGACUUCGAGUUCGAGCUAGAGCCGGAUGACUGGACAACGGCGACGGCCAGCAGCACCUCCAGCAGUGAGAAGGGGGGGGGCGUCUUUGAGCUGGGACCCCUCGAUUUCACCACCUCCGACAUCCUCUCCGACAGCUGGGAAUUCUGCUCCUUCCUGGACGCUUCCACCCCCUCUGACCCCGGCGACGGUCCUGAGCCCCCCCGGCUGCAGCCCCCACCAACUCGCCAGCCCGAUUACCGGCUGAUGAACGGCGGGAUCCCCAUCACCAAUGGUCCCCGGGGUGGAGGAACCCCGGAUUCAUCCAGCGAGGAAGCCUUUGGCACGACGACGACCAGCCAGAAGAUCUCACAUCACCGGCCAGCCGGCACACGGGAACGGGUCCGAUUCAGCGACAAGGUGCUUUACCAUGCUCUGUGCUGCGAUGACGACCGGGAUGGUGACAGCACAGUGUCUCUGGGGGAUGAUGGUCCCGAGGAGCCCAGCCGUAAGGUACUGGCGGGGCCACCCUCCAAGCAUCCUUCCACCGGUGGUGGUGGUGGUGGUGGUGGACCCCCGGUGCGGCGGCUGACGAGGAAUAGCAGCACGCAGACCGUAGCCGAUAAAAGCACCCAGACGGUGCUGCCUUAUAUCCCGGCCAAGCAGAAAAUGAAAAACAAAAACUGACGCCAGCUCCGCCACGCGGAUUUGGGGAGGG